Aspergillus welwitschiae is the source of this 1142-nucleotide messenger RNA. RefSeq lists its product as uncharacterized. The transcript is spliced from 4 exons. Lineage: Eukaryota; Fungi; Ascomycota; Eurotiomycetes; Eurotiales; Aspergillaceae. The record is from RefSeq and is a predicted model, not a curated record. Bases 120 to 875 code for a protein of 251 amino acids.
GAUUAGGGAAGGAAAGCCAGCCGCCAAACGGGGGCGGGUAAAUUUCCCCUUGGCACGACCGCCAAAACAGUAACACCGGCUUUAAUUCAACCUCACUUCUAGAGACAAAAUUUGCAUCAAUGCCAUUAGCAAGCCAUAAAUCCACUCAAUCCCCAAAAAUGGAGCAACGAGAUAAGGAAUCACAUAAUGGAGGAAGUGGCAAGGCCCCAGAAACCAAACAAUUCCAGCAUUCGUGGCCUGAGAUCUCUAAACAACAUGAUAACAUGCUGUCGUCGCAUCUGGAAAUGCUGCACCAGGUGAAGAGUCAACUCCACUCACACGGAGAGGAACUGCAAUUGGUGUCCAGCAUGGUUGAUAAGACUAAGAGAUUGAUUGCUCAGUUUGAUAUUCUUAAGAAGCGAGUGGUGCCAAAGCUCAAUACAGCAGCUCCAGAGUCGGACACUCGUUCGUCGGAAUCCAUGUCGACGUCAAGCAGUCGAAAGGACCUGAAAAAAGAACAACUUAAACGUCAUGCACACCACAUGCAUGACUCGGAAGAAGACGGAGGGACAACAGCAGCGGAAGACCACGAUCCCCUAACUGCAAGGUCUUUAGCUGUGCACUCUAGCAAACGAAAGCGUAUCGACGAGUUUAUUCCAGGAGCCGAUGAAGACAUAAGGCGCUUCUCCCCCGUGUCAGUGGAGACCGAGGAUAUCUCAGAAGAGGUACAGCGAAGAUUAAGGAUCAAGGAGGAACAACGCAAAAGGCGGGGCACCUCGAAAGCGGACAAACGCAAGAGGGACAGUCUGACAUCUAACGGAAGUACAUCUUCGGUCAGAACCGCGACGAAACAUCCUAGGAAGAAGGCUAGAGUUGGGACAAAGUGGAAUCGUUAGCCGGUGAUAAGUCCGGAUCUAUAACCCCAGGUUACCCCAGACUUACCCCAGACUUACCCGUACACUUUUCAUCUGAUGUUCUGAGACACAGCGGGGUGAGUCUAGCCCCUAUGAAUGGGCAAAGGCCAGGCAGGUCGAAAUUGGCAAGCAGGGGUCAACACAUUUUUCAAACCUUCUUUUGACACAUCCAGCCAUUUGACCAUACUAUUGGCUAGCCCUAUGUACUUCAUGUAACCUUAUUGUUAGCGGAGGGGAUAAUAAUAGCAC